Corylus avellana is the source of this 1302-nucleotide messenger RNA. The record is from RefSeq and is a predicted model, not a curated record. NCBI's taxonomy places the organism in Eukaryota, Viridiplantae, Streptophyta, Magnoliopsida, Fagales, Betulaceae.
CUUUAACCUCACAAUACAUUCUAUCUUCAUUUGGGCAUGUGUGAGAGUGUGAGAGAGAAAAUGGAAGCAAGAGAAACACAGACAAUGGUACAAGGCCAAGCCGAAAUUUGCCAACAAAUGUUCGGGUUUGUGGAUUCUAUGGCAUUGAAAUGUGCCGUGCAGCUCCGGAUUGCUGACAUUAUACACUCUCAUGGCGGCCCUAUCACUUUGCGCCAAAUAGCCUCUGAGAUUGAUUCAUCAUCUCCUGAUAUCCCCUACUUCGCACGUAUCAUGAGAUUAUUAGUCCGCAAAAAUAUCUUCACCGAACAUCAUCAUCCAGUGGACGGUGGUGGGGAGACACUCUACGGGUUGACAGAAAAGUCAAAAUGGCUUCUGCAUGAUGCUGAGCUGAGCCUAGCGCCAAUGGUGUUGAUGGAGAACCAUCCGUGGCUAUUGGCACCGUGGCAUUGCCUUGGCCAAUGUGUCAAAGAAGGGGGCAUUGCGUUCAACAAGGCCCAUGGCUGUGAGAUUUGGGACUUUGCAUCUAAAAAUCCUGAGUUCAACAACAUCUUCAAUGAUGCCAUGGCGUGUACGGCCAAGAUUGUGAUGAGGGGAAUCCUGGAGGAAUACAAAGAUGGGUUUCGUUGCUUGGGAUCAUUGGUGGAUGUUGGAGGUGGGACGGGAGGGAUGAUUGCUGAGAUUGUUAAAGCACAUCCUCAAAUCAAAGGUAUUAACUUUGAUCUGCCGCAUGUUGUCGCCACAGCACCCCUGCAUGAGGGGGUCUCCCAUGUUGGAGGUGAUAUGUUUGACACCAUCCCUAAUGCGGAUGCAAUUUUCAUGAAGUGGGUACUACACGAUUGGAGUGACGAAAAUUGCAUAAAUAUUUUGAAAAAUUGCAGAAAAGCAAUACAGCAGAAGAAUGGAAAGGUUAUUAUUGUUGAUAUCGUUCUUGAGAAAGAUGGUAAUGAUUUAUUUGAUGAGACUCGCAUGGCGUCCGAUUUGUUGAUGCUGGCACACAGCACUGGCGGAAAGGAGAGGACAGAGCUUGAAUGGAAGAAAUUAUUGGAGGAAGCAGGCUUUGGUCGCUACAAAAUCAUCAAAGUUCCAACCAUUCCAUCUAUUAUUGAGGCCUAUCCCGACUGAGAGUGAAAUACAAUUGCUGUUGCUAAGAUGCCAUCAGGACAACACAUGGGUUGCUUGAUGCCUGGUUUUAUAGUAAACAAAUAAAAUCAAUAAAAAAAAAAAAAAAUGAGAGAACCGUAUCAAUUAUGUAAAAAUAAUUUGCUUUAUGCUUAUAUAUUUUAUUUAAAAGGACAAAUGCCA